AUGGUCCCUUUCGAGCGGUCCUCUGAAAGUGACGGCGACCACUUGGAGCACUUGGAUUACCCGACAUCAAUCGUCGACGGCAACCUCGAGAACUGCGCCUCCAAAGGCAUGCCCGACUGGCUCCUGCUAGCCGUGUGUCCUGGUGGCAUCCAUUGCCAGCUCAGGCGCCGCUCGGACUCGGUUGACGGCCACCCAAGUGCUUGGCUCGUGCCAAGCCGACCGGCAGGCGAUUCCCAGUCACUGCUAGGCUAA
Messenger RNA from Emiliania huxleyi CCMP1516, 252 nucleotides. RefSeq lists its product as hypothetical. The record is from RefSeq and is a predicted model, not a curated record. Lineage: Eukaryota; Haptophyta; Isochrysidales; Noelaerhabdaceae. The coding region runs from base 1 to 252 and encodes 83 amino acids. The transcript is spliced from 5 exons.